Nakaseomyces glabratus is the source of this 3012-nucleotide messenger RNA. It is a transcript of the gene CAF120, whose product is annotated as Caf120p. NCBI's taxonomy places the organism in Eukaryota, Fungi, Ascomycota, Saccharomycetes, Saccharomycetales, Saccharomycetaceae. The record is from RefSeq and is a predicted model, not a curated record.
AUGAAGAGAAUUUUUUCUGGUUCAAAGUCACCGGAUGGGCUGCCAAAAUCGCCAAUCAAUAGUCCCAAUAUAGGCAAGUCAAUUUUAAAAACGUCAGGCACAUUCAACCAAGAUAAUUUGACCUCUAAAUCAGCCGUUUCUCCAGAACUGGUGCCUAUUUUAACGCUAUUAACAGCGCAUACUCACAGAAGAUAUCAUGAAGGUGUAUUAUUAUUUUUACAAGAUCUAAAAGGUGAUGGUUCUGUUGGUGGCCGUAAAUGGAAAGAAGUAUACGCGGUGCUUAUAGGUACGCAAUUAGCGCUAUGGGACGCUCAAGAAUUAGCAGAACUCAACCAAGCUGAGAGGUUGGAUGUAAAUAAAGUCUCUGCUAAACUAAAAGAAGCUGUAUCAAAGCCCACGUACAUAAACUUUACAGAUUCUACUAUAAAGCCUUUAGGUGCUGGUGAUAGAGCAGUCACGGAAUCUGGCAAGAAGCUAGAAAAUGUUCUUAUUGUAUCUUCAACGUUAAAGAACAGGUAUUUCUUACAAUUUAGUAAUAAGGAUUCGUUUAAUGAAUGGCAUGCUGCGCUAAGAUUAUCUCUUUACGAGUGUGCUUCAUUACAAAUGGCUUAUACAGGUGCGUUUCUUUCCAGUAGAGGUGCGAAACUUAGCGAUAUAAAGGUGCUGCUAGCUGAUGUGAAGUAUGAUUAUGAAGAUUGGGUUAGCGUCAGAUUUGGCGCAGGUAUGCCCUGGAAAAGAUGUUAUGCCGUUAUUUCUCAACCUACAAAGAAAAACUCACUUGGAGAAAUAAAUUUCUAUGAGAGUGAUAAGAAAAUAAAGAAGUCAAACUCUAUGGCGAAAGUUAUCUCUGCAGAGUUUUUAUAUGCUAUUUAUCCUUCAGCAGUACAACUGAUAGAUGAUUCUACGAUCAUUAAAUUAGAAGGAAAAAUAAGCUUCAAUAAAAAGGAGGAUCCGCAAGAUACUACGGUAUUUAUAAUGCCUGAGAAGCAUAAUGCUGUUCCAGGCUAUGAUACUGUCAUUAGGUUUUUAUUACCAGCAUUCAAUGCAUUUAAAUUAUAUGGUAGACCUAAAAAGCUUAAAGCGGAUAAGCGGGACCAAGACUCCCUUAUUUUUGCAUUACCUGUUCUACCGCAUAUUUAUUACUUAGAAGUUUCAGAUCUGAUUCAACUGUCUAGUUCAAUGAGCUCCAUAGGUUGGGAUAAUAGAGAGUGGUGGAACCAAAUAAGAGGGGUAUUACAAAGAAAGUUAAAUGAAGGUUCUUCCGGUUGUGGAUCAAUUGUAGAAGCUUCUACUUUCUUAGGGUCACCUUUGCUUGGAUCAAACGAUCUAUUUGACACUAGUAAGUCAAUUGCUUCACCUAGAUCAGUAUCACAGCCAUUAAUGUCUGGUAAACCGGGCUCUGCUUCAAAUUCAUCUGAAAGCUUAACAAAUUCCAAAGACAGGAGUAGGGGCUCACCAUCAAAAGGCUCUAACCAACGUCGCAUCGUUUCAGAAAAAGCAUCAUCACAAGCAAAGCCUGCGAACUAUGUACCCACAAUUCCACCUCUUCCAAAUAAUCAAAACCAGAGAAACUUCCAACCUUCUGUACCAGCACAGCAUAUUAAUAAUGCUAGAGACACGAACAAGAGUGGCAAACCAAGAGAUUUAAAUAUUGUCGAUUCGAACUUCAACGCAUAUGGCAAGGACCAUCUAACUGUCAAGCAAGAUGAUUCCAAAAAACUGUCCGUUGCUUCUGACUUAGCCUCACUAAUUGAGAAAUAUUCUGACGAUGAGCUCGAACACAUGACAGGCAAUGAAGUCCAAGGCAGGAACUACAAUAAGUUAGAUCGUCGUUUCAAUGAUGCCAAUCCAAGGCAGAGAGGUGAAAAUGAUGCUAGCUCUGAUGAAAUUAGUGAAAUGGCAAGGAGUAUAAACGAGUUUGGAUUUGAACAUCCGCAGAAAGUAAUGAAAGGAAAUUUCGGGUCUAGCGGUACACUACCAAUUCAGGAUGGCCCAGACGAAUCUAAUCUUUUUGAUCCUGAUUACUUGGUCCAGGAUGAAGCGAUGUCGAUAGGUCACAAUGAUGCAUAUGGCGAUUUCAACAAUCCUUACAGUUCAAAAUUCAAAGGUGAACUAGUUAGUCCAAAGAUUGGAAACAAUCCACUACCAUACCCUGCUGAGGGAGGCGAUACCCCAACCAAACAGGAAAAGACUUCAAAUAAUCAUCUCAAUGCGAUGGAAAAUACAAAUCUACCCGUCAAUCCUUAUGAUAAACCAAAGAAUAUCGUACCUAACAAACAAGCAGGAUACCCAUCACAAAGCGUGCAAAGACCAAGUAAUGAUCUUGGGAAUAGUGCACCUGUUAAGCCAGGAUAUGCCAAUACCAGACCAAAUAUGCAUACACCGCCGCCACAAGGCGUAAGGACAGGCGCACCAAGUGGCAGUUAUGUUAGCCCUAAUAACAAGAUGGGAUAUGCAAAUGGUCCCAAUCCACAGCAAAUGUACAGACCACCUGCGAGAGAACAAUUCAACAGUGGUUCACCUAACGUGAGAGGAAAUUCUUCCUCACCAGUAAUUGGUCAGCAAAGUCCUAUGAAUCCGCAACAGCACAACAUGCGCCCCCCACCUGGCCCUGGUACCAACCAGAUGCGUAUGUCGCCUGGGUCUCCAAACAUGCCUGGACAAGGCUACCCACCUCAGCAGCCACCUUAUCCACAGAACAUGCCUAUGCAAAGACCCAUGGGUGGCCACCCACAGAACAUGCCCAUGCCUCCGUAUGGCUACAACAAUGCCCCACCAAACCAAAUGGGUGGGUAUGGGUACAAUCAGAGACCAGGGUUCGGCAGCCCACAGUAUCCUAUGCCUAAUGGCGGCAUGCCAACGGGUGUUCAGAGCGCCAUGGGCCGUGGACCCAUGCCCCAAUGGGGCCAGGGUCAAGCUCCAGGUGGCAAGCAGAGAGCCAAGGUGAAAGGCGGUUUUUCGCAGUUCAUGCCACCAUCCAACACAGCUACGAAUCCAUACUCCAACCAGUAA